Vicia faba (fava bean) is the source of this 1425-nucleotide messenger RNA. The record is from the annotation of a GenBank genome assembly. Lineage: Eukaryota; Viridiplantae; Streptophyta; Magnoliopsida; Fabales; Fabaceae.
AUGAAUUCCAAUUACGGAAAACCAAAUCCCCAAAAAUCAUCUUCCGUUUCUCUCAACAACUACAACUUCGAUCUCGAUCUCGGAAUCGGAUCCAACCGAUCCAAAUCCCUAAAAGAUCAGAAAAACCCCAAUCCUUCCUAUUCCAAUUCAUACUCAACUCCUUCGUAUUCAUCGGCGCAACCUAAAAAAACGGCAUGGACCCACCAACCCACCCAAACUCCGGCCGGGUUACCCGGCGCACCACCGUCAAUGGUCGGAGAUAUCUUCGGGAAGAGCUGGGGAUCUACUCAACCUUCCGGUCCUAGCAUUGGAAUUGUUAAUAAAAACCCUAAUCUGUUUGGAGAUUUGGUAACCUCUGCUUUGGGUCAAGGUUCUUCUUCUUCGAAUGUUCCUCUGAAAAAUGUAACUCCGGCAUCUAAUAAAUCGUCUUUUUCAAUGUCGAAUAUGGCGAAUUCUUUGCCGAAAAAUUCGAAUACGCCUCAAAGUGGUUCUACUUGGGGUUCAUCAUCUUCUGGGAGCUUUAAUUUGAAUGCUAAUCAGAAACCUAAUCUAGGAGGUCCUUCGAUCCGAAGUGGCGUUGGUGUUGCUGCAUCUGGUAGUGGAAUUGGGAUCAGUAACAAAGAUCCUUUUAGUUCAUUGGGUGGUUUUGGAUCUAAGCCAUCUUCUAGUCUUAAUUCAGCUGCUAAACCUCAAAAGGUUGAAUCAGAAGAUGAUGGGUUUGGUGAUUUUCAGAAUGCUUCAAAAUCGAGCUCGAAUGCGUUUCCAUCGAGUGGUGGUAGUGUUGGAAUUGAUGUUGAUUUUACUGGAUCUUCGGCUUUUUCGAAUAGGACGCCUCCUGUUCAAGCUUCUUCAGGUGGUGGUGGUGGUGGUGAUCCGAUGGAUAUGUUUUUUGCAUCUUCAACUGCUUCUUCUGGAGGCGGUGGUGGUGGUUCUGGUGCUGCGGCGUCUUCGGAGAUUGAUGAUUGGGGUACUGAGUUUGGAGGUGGAAACCAUGAUGUGGGUGGAACAACUACUGAACUUGACGGACUUCCACCUCCUCCUGCUGGGAUAUCGGGUUCUACUGCGAAAGGCAAAGGGAUGGAUAAUUACAAACAGGGACAAUUUGCUGAUGCUAUUAAAUGGCUUUCAUGGGCUCUCAUCCUUUUGGAGAAAGCUGGAGAUGGUGCUGGCACUGUGGAGGUUUUGUCAUGCAGAGCUUCUUGUUACAAAGAAGUUGGAGAGUAUAAAAAAGCAGUGGCGGAUUGUACACAGGUUAUUGGAAACAACGGAAAAAAUGUAGCUGUCCUCGUUCAGCGUGCUCUCUUGUAUGAAAGUAUGGAAAAGUACAAACUUGGUGCUGAAGACCUGAGAACCGUGCUGAAGAUUGAUCCUACUAAUAGGGUUGCUAGAAGUACUGUUCACCGGUUGGCUAAGAUGGCUGAAUAG